GAGGCACCUUCUUGUGGUGAAGCGUCUAGAUACGAGGAGUCUGCAAGCACAGCAGCCAGCCUGUUGAAUAUAGUUAGCUUGCUCAUUUUGCUUUAUCGUUUUAGGGUGAAAGAGGACAGAUACGUUGAAACAUGUGACACUGACUAGUAAACUCUUGUGAAGCUAACUGAGCGAAGGAAUGCUCGGUAAACGAGUCGUUGUUCAGCGCAACCUGAAACAAUAACUUUAGCUAGUGAAACAAGGGUCAAAAGCCCAUUGUAAUUUCCACUAUGUUAAAAUUCAGCUUCAGGAGGGAGAAAGAAAAGGAGUUUAAGCACAUAGUUCACGGUUUGAUUCCUGCUGCCUCCAUUGCUCCCAAGCCAGCUGUGCCUCGUACCCCGCCCCCACGCAGCCCAGACCCCUCACCUGAGAGACCCAGAUCAGCCUUAGCAGCAGCCAUUUUGUCUUCUUCGCUCACUGGACAGACAUGGGCCAUUCCCCCUACCCGGCCGAGGUCUUUCUCUGAGAGUGGCCGAUCAGAGUCCUUUAUAUCUGAACCAAACAUCAGCACAGCACUUUACACCAGAGACAGAUGGUCAGAGGAUUUAGCUAGCCGGCCACGGCUGUCCUCCCCUGACCACUCAGAGGAGUCGGAAGACAGGGAAGAGGAGGUGGAGAAUGAAGAGGACGGGGAAGAACAUGUUUACCAAAGUCUAGACAGACGGGAGGAUUGUUCAAUCACAGAACCUGUCUAUGCCCUGCCACUAAAACCUAAGACCAGUGCAACCCAGCCAAAUCAGAUAUCUAGCAGAAGAGUGCCUUCUCCAGAUUUCUCUGAGGAAACCAGUGUCCAGUCUCCUGAAGCCAGCUGUGAGUUUUCCAAGAACAAAGCCUCUACCAGGAAAAGACCUGGAAGUCAUAAAGAAGUUGUGCCUUGUAGAUCCACGCUGCCCAUCCUAACCACUGACCACGCCAGCCAAUCCAGCAAAGCCAAAAACCCAAAACCCUCCACCCAGCUGUCUCCAGAGCCCAGCGAGGUGUACAGCGAGGUGCAGAGGGAGGUAGUGCGGACCCUGCCAGAGAGGAACACAAGGAUGGUAGAUGAACAGAAGCUACUGGAGGAGAGACUGCGACGGCUGGAACAGGAGAUCAGUCACAGCCAAGCCCCCUCAAACCUGAGGUCAUCUGCAGGCUGCCAGGCAGAGCUAAAGAAUUUGCGGCAACAUGCCCAGGAGCUGGUGGAUGAAAAUGACGCCCUCAAAUUGACAGUUCACCGUCUGAAUGUGGAGCUGAGUCGAUACCAAACCCGCUUCAGACCAUUAUCCAAACAGGAGAGCUCCAGAAUCAGCGGCUUGCCAAAGACAGGGUCUCCUCCUCCCUGGCUGCUUGACAUGAAGUAUUUAUCUCCUUUACUUCUGGCCUAUGAAGACAGGAUGAAUGAGAAAGAUGAACUUCUGCAAACCACUGAGGAGGAGGUGAAGAGGUUGCGUGUUCAUGUGGAGGAGGUGAUCAAAGAAAAUGAGAGACUCCAUGAUGAAAUUGCAAAGAUCGGAGGGGUCAGCCAAAAGGACUGUCAUCAACUACAACAGCAGGCCUUUCUGGUUUUGCAGGAGAACCAAGUUCUGAUUGAUCAGCUCGAGGCUCAGCAUGUUAAGGCCAAGGCCAGUCACAGCAGACAUCAUUCUGAAGUUUCCAAAGUGUCUAAGCAACUGAUGUUGUUAGAGGCUGAAAAGCAGUGUUUGCAGGAUGACCUGGAAGAAACCAGGAGAGAGGUGCAGAAAAAUAUGAGGGAUGUCCAAGUUCUUCAGGCCCAGCUGAAGGAUGUCAUAACGUGGGAUGAACACUGCGACCUUGCUGGGAAACUCAGGCGGCAAUUGGAGCAGCAGGAGAGUAGGAAUAAGAGUGACAUGGACGAGUUGCUUGUCAGAUUGUCCAGCCUGCAGGAGGACAAUAGGAGUCUGGCCCUGGACAAAGCCAACCUGACUGCUGAUAUAAAGAGAAUGGAGGCUGAGCUGGAGCUCCACAAACGAGCCAACAGGAAGACUGAGAGGAGGAUGAGUGUAUUGAUGCGACAGAAGGAAGAGUGUGUGUUGAAAGAGGAAAAGACUCGGCAUUACAUGGGAGCUGUCAUUUCUGUGGCGGAGCACGUUUCCCGGGAGAGAGACCAACUAUUACAGAUGGCCUCGGUUCUUCAGCAGGAAAAGCAGGGAUUCAUCAGCAGGAUUCUGAAUGGCACAGUUCGAUUUGGAAAACUACAGGAAGAAGUCAAAUGUGCCUACCAGAUGAAUAGGGUGGUACUGUACCACUGGCACCCCUCUCCCCUUCACUGCAUGUGGUGGUGUGAUGUGGUAAAUGGGUGCCCUUUCAACUCGGUUGUUUACUUGUUUACGUGACAGAUGGGUGUGUGUGUGUGUGUGUGUGUGGUGGUGUCUGGGCAUCCUGAUAGCACUCAAAUAACUCCCUAUUGGUCUGGUUCCUAAGGAUUCCAAGCUGUUUUACGGCUGGCCAAUGUGAUCUUUUCCUUCUGUGUCUGUGAAAAGUUGGCUUUAACAUUUUGUUCUUUUUUGUUAAUGGCUGUUUGUCCUUUUAUCAUUUUGCAAUGAAUAAAUUGUAGUGUCCAUUAAAUUGCCCAUCCAGAGUCAAAAUCCACGUUUCUGUAUUGUUUUGUUACCACUGUUUGUGUGUCAACCUUCAUUUAGUUUUUCUGGGGAUUCUUACCCCAGGUGGCGUUGUCUCACCUUGAGGCCCACUAGCAUCAUUACUUUGCCUCGGUUACACUUAAGUAGAACAACACAUCUGGGCAGCAGAGAUAGCAGUAACCAACUGCUAUCUGUAAGCACUAUUAGACUGCCAACAGCUCUGCUCAGCAGAAAUACACAGCAUGAAUUCUAGAUAGGUGUAAAGAGUCACAUUGUUAUUAUACCUUCACCUCUAAAUGAUUAUAUGUCAGAAAAGUGAUAAACAACUGAAUGAGAUAAAAGCCAAGAGGGUAAACACAGAACCAAACUAUCAGGCUCAGCUACAUGCUUCAAUACCAUCAAUCGUACAAAAGACUAACAUACCAUUAGUUAUAUUCCAGCCAAACACUGGCAAACCAUUAGCAUGCACAAAUUAGGAACAUGCUAGCUAUUUAUGUUGCUUUACCAUCAUGUAUUCUACAAGUGUUUUGCUUUUGCUAAUUCUCCAACCUGACUGCAGUAGACCCCCCACAGAUAACUGUGUCAGUUUACUUAUUUACAACCAGAGCUAAUUGUGACAUUGACUGACAUUUGCAGAUAUUUGUGAAACACCUGAGCAGUAGAGCUGAGUUGAUCUAAUAAAAUGUACAUUGUCUUCCCCGUUCUCUGCCAAGGGAGCCAAGGGAGGUGCAUGUUUGUGUGUGUGAUGUCUGUGUUUGGGUGCUACUGUCAGAAAUGUUGGCACUACACCCUUGAAGUUUUUGAAACCCAGUAGACUAAGACUCACUUAUCUUACUACUUUCUUUACAAUAGCCCCACAGUGUUAUCAUUUACCAUUGCUACCCAACCUUCAAACAAUCCCCCACACACUUGUGAGCUCUCUGCACCACAAGAGCUUCGCUCCUCAGCAAAGGUCAGCGAUAUUUUAACUAGAAAGACAUGACAGCAGAGUCUUGAGAGGUUGCAAAUCAGAUCCUCCUUGAUGGUGAGUUUUAUGCCGAUCACCGCUGGCUUAGACGGAGAAAGUCAUCAUUUCUAACCUUUACUGAGCCCAGAAAUGUUAGCUAACAUGAAGUAAAGGCUCUGUUUUAACCCCACCCUGCUUCCAAGUUAUAUAUAUUUACACUGCUGCCCAGAUACCCACGGUAAAUUGUCCAGUAAACAAACAGUAAUCUAGAAAACAUAGAGUUUCUUGCUUACUCUUCAACCACACAACUUUACUUCCUCUUGCUCUGCUGCCUUUUUCUGUCUCACUAUGCUCCCCUCCAAUGUAUCCACUUGUCUCUUAUUAGAUGCGGUAAGAUCAGGUGUAGAGUUGGUUCUUAUGUAGUUGAAUUUUGCCUGCCCUAUGGAACUGCUUCAUUACCUCUACUGUGUUUUCUUCUGCUAAUGACACAAGACAGCCAAUUUCAGCAGAAAAGGUCAACCUGUUUACACGUGACGAUGCUUUAUAGCUGAGAGAAUUGAGUUAUUGCUGCAGGGAAUUCAAACAUUUGGAUUUGUGAAUUAUUGUGAAAUUGGAUAAAAGGGUAUGAUGUUGUUAGUGAGGUUGUGAGGUGUUAAUUAGAGUAACGGCCGGUUGGCAGAUAAAGGAAGAGGAGGGUGUAUAUAUUGUAGCCUUUAACACAAGCCCAAGAUUUACUCUGCAUUCAGACCGUUAGUAGAAGUAGUUGGCUGCAGCACAAAUCGUAUUUUAGCAUAAGGCAAAACAUGUGGCAGUGCUGAUGCAUGGUUGGCUUCGAACAGGUGGUAGAACCCAAAGGAUCCACUUCAGUUGGCUUCUUAUUUGGACAAACAAAAGAACCAGGUGACUGGUCAUUUUAGAAAAUAAAUGGAGUGAAACCUGAGAGAGCAACUUCACCAGGAAACUCGAGUGUACUGCUCGUCACUGCAACAUAGAAUAGAAUAGAAUAGAAAAAACUUUAUUGUCCCCAAGGGGAAAUUUGUCUUGGGUACAGUGCUACAGUUUGUUGCUUCACAGAAACAAGCAUACCUCAACAACAGACACACAUCAAAAAGCAAUUACAAAAUCAACAUACAUACUGCAUAUCCACCACUCUCCCACAACAUCCCUCUGUAGGCUAUAGGUUGCCUCAAGUUAUUACUGUAUAGUCAGCUCUGAGUCACCACAUACAUUAUCCUAUAGUUACAUAAAAAUCAAAUCCAUUAAACAUGAGUUAGCUUCCUUAAAUGUAUUAGUAAAAAAAUUUAUAUAUUGUGAAAGUCAAUGCUCAGGUGUACAGUAAAGCAUAACCUGUGGAAAGCACUCACAAAUGUGAGUCUUAAGAUUUCAAAAACUUCCUGUUUAACAGGACAUCCUAUCCUUAGCUUAAAGAGUAAAAACAUAGUUCAAUGUUUGUUUGGAAUUUUCAGAAACAUGGCUGAGACUGAUAUCAGUCUCAGUCUCUGCUGAAAAACACCUUGUUAUAGCCGACAGCAGAAGACAGUGUUUUUUACGGAGCAA
Molecule: messenger RNA, 5121 nt
Organism: Dicentrarchus labrax (European seabass)
Lineage: Eukaryota; Metazoa; Chordata; Actinopteri; Moronidae
Gene: cep89
Product: centrosomal protein 89
Exons: 17
Coding region: 270-2372 (700 amino acids)
Biological process (GO): mitochondrion organization; chemical synaptic transmission; cilium assembly
Cellular component (GO): centriole; ciliary transition fiber
Source: RefSeq, a predicted model, not a curated record